AUGUCCGAAACGGAAGUUUGCGUUCUUCAGGUGACCAACAUCUCGCCGAGUGCCACCAAAGAACAGGUUAACACAUUGUUUUCUUAUAUUGGACGCAUCGUUCAGUUUGCUGUAAGUUUUGACUUUUUUUAUCUUGUUCUAGACAUAAUCUUUUAGAAUAUUUGGAGUUACUUUAUUUUAGUUGUAUCCGUCUGAAGGAAGUGCUUCGGAAAAGUUUGCUUUUGUCAAAUUUGAUCGAGAAUCAUGUGUCGAGAUUGGGCAGCAUUUAACAAAUACUGUGUUCAUUGACCGAGCAUUGGUUUGUGUUCCAGCGCCAUCAAGUAAGUCAACUACUGAUGUAUAGCUUACUGUUGUUUUAGAUAAGAUUCCUGAUGAAGAGACGGCGUUAAGGACUGGUCCUUCCUUACCAGGACAACGACAACUUCCUCCUAGUGUUACAAAUUCAGUUCAACGAAAUGGCGAUGAAGAAAUGGUAAGUUUUUUUUCUGUUUUUGUUUUGUUCCGGUUUUAGGUAAGUAUGAUAACAUGGUUUUGGUCAUAACUUGAAGAAAACUUGGUUUUUCUUGAAGUUUUUGGACUUAAAGAUUGUAAAGCAUUAUUAACUAACUAAUAAAACAACUUUUACAAUAUGAAGCACAGCUUUUUUUACAAAAAAUAUUGUUUUAGUUAUACACAAACGAUCCAACUUUGUCUUCCCUCGGUUUACCAGCUUAUCCACCACUGCCAGUCGAUACAGAGCCAUCUAAAGUCGAAGAAAUUAGACGAACCGUUUACGUAGGAAAUUUGGAAAAAGGUACGGAUGGAUCAAAGUUAAUGGAAUUUUUGAACGCUUGCAUUGGUGAAGUGAUGUAUCUUCGUAUGACACAAGAAAACGAUGCUUUAAACUGUGCUUAUGCUUAUGUGGAGUUUAGUAAACAAUCAUCAGUACCUAUGGCAUUACAAAAUAAUGGGCUGGAUUAUAAUGGACGGGCUUUGAAGUAAGAUUUGUUUUAUUGGUGGUAUUUUAGGGCUUCUCGUUGUUAAUAUAGGUAUAGGCAUUUGAAAAUUUGCUUUUUUGGGUUUUGGACGUAUAAGUUUUAGAAAUGUUGUUUUAGAUAACAAUAUAUAAUUAAACGGCUUUGUAAAAUGCAGUGUAUUGUAUUAAAAUAAUUGUAUUUGGUUUAGAAUUCAACACUCAAGAGUGGCGAUCAUUAAGCCUAAACAAAAGACGGCUAAUCAAGCUUUGGAGGAAGUAGAAGAGAUGAUUAGGCAAAAUGAAGGAAAAGAAGCUGCUGAUAUUAGUAAGUAAUACAUUUUUGGUUAUUUUUAAGGUUUAGCUUUCUAAAUCUGGUAAAAUACGAGCAUGAAACUUGACGGCAUAAAUCACAUUUUCUAAUAAACUUAUUUUACAACACUUUAUAAAAUAUUAUUGUAGGUGGAGCGUAUUCGCCAGCAUCAGGAAGAAGUGGGAGUCGUCGUAGAUCAUCUUCGCCACGAAAACGUUCGAGAGAUAGAAGUCCACGUAGAUCACGAGAAAGAAGCUCAAUAAGGUCUAGGGAGCGAGAGAGUAGAAGAUCAAAGGAUAGAGACAGAGAAAGAAAAAGCAGGUAAGAAGGUUAAUAUGAUUUUGAAGGUUUUAAUCAUUCUUUGGUUGGUAAAAUACGUUUUAUUUGUAAGUCAGUAUAAAAGUAAAUUAAUGUGUUUAACUUUAAUAAAAUUGGUGCUAUUGAUACUCAAAUUUCACACCCUCACAUAAGAUAUAACUAUAUGUUCUAGUAGAUCCCCCCGACGUCGGAGAAGUCGCUCAAGAGAUCGUUCGGAUAGAGACCGUGACCGUCGACGUGAUCGAGAUGAUAGAGGCGAUAGAGAGCGUGGUUCAGACAGAGACAGACGAGAAAAAGAAAAAUCUGUGGACAAACAUGACAGGAAGUCAUCCAAGAAAUCAUCAAAAGACAAAGAAAAGGACAAAGAAAGGAAGGAAAAGAAGAGAAGCAGAUCAAGGAGUCCUAAAAAGGUGAGGACUUUGGGUUUAAAAGCGCUAAACCUAGUGGAAUAUAAAUUUUGGGUGCUUAGAAGGUAUAGAUUUUGAUGAGAACGAAAAAUGGCAAGAACUUUAUUCAAAAAACAUAAAAUUGCAAAAAAGUUUCAUACAAAACUUUCUUUACAAAACCAAAUUGGCAAUAACUUUCUUUAACAUUCUAAAAUGACAUGAAUAUCUAACAAUAACUAAAAAUAUUGUUACAGAGCAAGAAGAGCAAACACUCAAGCCGAUCCCCAACACCAAAGAAGGUCAAGAAAGAGAAGAAGGGCUCGACUCCAACGUUGGAAGAGGAAGAAGCCGAGCUUCGACGAAGACUUUUGGAGAAAGCUAGCCUGGCCCACGUCAUACCAAAAGAUGAAAUAAAGUCCGAGUGA
This is a messenger RNA of Bursaphelenchus okinawaensis, 2394 nucleotides long. Lineage: Eukaryota; Metazoa; Nematoda; Chromadorea; Rhabditida; Aphelenchoididae. The record is from the annotation of a GenBank genome assembly.